Molecule: messenger RNA, 1468 nt
Organism: Bactrocera dorsalis (oriental fruit fly)
Lineage: Eukaryota; Metazoa; Arthropoda; Insecta; Diptera; Tephritidae
Product: lysozyme 1
Exons: 1
Coding region: 869-1468 (199 amino acids)
Molecular function (GO): lysozyme activity
Source: RefSeq, a predicted model, not a curated record
AUUUGCGUAGACUACGCUUACGCGGUUAUAGCCAAAUUUACAACAGCGCGCCAGUCGUUCUUCCUUUUCGCUGUUUGGCGCCAAUUGGAGAUUCCAAGUGAAGUCAGCUCUUUUCCCACCUGGUCUUCUCAACGGAGUGGAGGUUUGCUUCCACCGGCGGAUACUGCGUCGAAUACUCUCAGAGCUGGUUAUCGGUUAGACGAGUACUAUAGGUGAGAAAUUUUACUGAAGGUCACUAAAACUUCCGCCUUUCCCUAAUUAUGAGUCAGAAUUUACAUUUCUAAAAUAAAAAUAAAAAUAAUCCCUCCAUUCACUUUUUGGCGCGUAGUCAGCUGUUCGUGCUGUGAACACCACUGUAGCAGUAAACAAAGAUGCGCGUAACGGCGAUAACGAUAAAUAAUUCACACGCCACUUUUAUUCUUUAAUAUUCAUUAUUAAACACAUCAAUGAUCAAAACAAACUGCAAUAAAUGAAGAUGUGUGAUAUCGCAGCUGACUGUGGGGGCAAAGAAGCGGAGACGACUAGCGGCAACAAAGCCGUUGGCGAGGACGUCCAGAAUGUAAUAGUGCAACCCAUAAAAAAACAACAACAAAAUGGCAGUCACACUAUGUAAUUACCAUAAUGAAUUUUCGCAAAACAUAAAACCGGUUUUGACCAUAGUUUUGUUGUUGCGUUGUUGGUUCUUAAAUUAACUUUUGCUACUGACUUCCCCCAAACGCAUACGACAGCGAUGCGCCGCAGCGCAGUAUGACAUUUACCAGCGACGAGACAGCUAUCGCCAAUAAACUACAUCCGCGUUCGUAUAAAUUUCCAACACGCACGCUUCAAAACUAUUUCCCCAAUUCGUUUUCAUUAAUCAAAAAACGUCAUGCAAAUGAAGUGCCAAAACGUAACGCGACGCCGCCGUCGGCAUGAAGAAGUGUCAACAGCAACAGCCGUCCAACGAUCACUGCCAACAUUUAUAGCCACUGCCGCCGCCACCACAACCACCGCCUGUUGCUGCAUUUGGCUGUUGCUUGUGCACGCACCCGCCCCCACCCAGACGCGUCGUCUGCAACGCUGCGAACUCGCCGGCCAAUUGUACAUAUUGGAUGUGCCGAAAUCGGAGCUGUCGCUGUGGCUGUGCAUUGCCCAUUACGAGAGUCGCUAUAACACGCAUGUCGUGGGCAAUCGCAAUGCGGACGGCUCCAGCGACUAUGGUCUGUUUCAGAUCAGCAGUCGCUAUUGGUGUCAACCGGACAAUGGCACCAAAUAUUACGCGUUCAAUGAGUGCAAUGUCAAAUGUAGCGCUUUGCUGCUCGAUGACAUAACCGAGGCGGUGGACUGCGCCAGGACUAUACAGCGGCGUCAGGGUUGGAGCGCUUGGAGCGUAUACUCGGUGUACUGUAAUCGUACGCUCAACGAAGUGGAUGACUGUUUUGAAAGCGUUUCCGAAGAAGUGCAUGUGGACAGCAAGAUUGAGAAAUGA